GCCAGCAGUGUGUUUGUGUUUGUAAGUGUGUGUGACACAGGAUCAAAUAUUAUCGACAAAACUGUAGGUUUUUCAAGUGAAAAUGCAUCCGGUCAGAGUGUCGAUCCCGUCGUUUCGUUCAGAAAACAACUCGAUCGAGAAAGGAUACACGGUUUUCAGAAUUGAUGUGUUGAUGAAUGGCCGACAACACACUGUUGAGAAACGCUACAGUGAAUUCCACGCUUUGCAUAAAAUGCUAAAGAAGAGCAUAAAGCCACCCGAGAUUCCUUCGAAACACGUAAGAAACUGGGUUCCCAAAGUCCUGGAGCAGAGAAGGCAAGGCCUGGAGCUCUACCUGCAGACCAUAAUUAUGGAAAAUGGAGUUCUCCCAAAGAUAUUCCUGGAUUUCCUGAAUAUCCGCCAUUUUCCGUCAGUGCCAAAAACAGAAAGCUGUGGGUCAUUUGACACUGAAUCAGAGGAAUCAAGCAAACUUUCACAUCAGCCAGUCUUGUUGUUUCUGAGAGACCCAUACCUGCUGCCGUCUGCUCACGAUGCAUUUUCAAACGUUGUAAUUGAAGGCGUGGUUCAUGGAGUUUUCUACCCAGAUCUUCAACCAAGGUAGAGCUGCAGAGCCGAAAUCUGAGGCCACGUCCCUGCAAACAGAUGCUUCAUAUUUACACAACAUUUUAGGUGUGCGAUGCAUCAGGAGGGACGUGGCAUGUUAAGAUACACUGAGCCUCAUUCUCAUUUUCCAAAGCAUAAAACAAAAAC
Messenger RNA from Plectropomus leopardus (leopard coralgrouper), 750 nucleotides. RefSeq names its product sorting nexin 24 (gene snx24). Gene Ontology annotation, molecular function: phosphatidylinositol phosphate binding. The record is from RefSeq and is a predicted model, not a curated record. Lineage: Eukaryota; Metazoa; Chordata; Actinopteri; Perciformes; Serranidae.